This is a messenger RNA of Aspergillus homomorphus CBS 101889, 1311 nucleotides long. RefSeq lists its product as uncharacterized. Lineage: Eukaryota; Fungi; Ascomycota; Eurotiomycetes; Eurotiales; Aspergillaceae. The record is from RefSeq and is a predicted model, not a curated record. The transcript is spliced from 3 exons. The coding region runs from base 177 to 1025 and encodes 282 amino acids.
CUCUCCCUCAACUCUCAUCUUCUGAAUUAUAUAUUCGUACUUGACUGUACAAAGCCCGCAAUCUCUUCUAACAUUCGAAUCUACCAUCAUCCCAGCAGCCACCUCCAGCAAAGAUCUCACCUCAAUCGCCCGUCCCAUCCCAUACCAUACCCAUACUGAACAAAUCAUAUACUGCCAUGAGCGCAAAGUCCUCAACCGGCCCCGAUGCAUGGGCAGAAAACUGGGAAGAACAAGCCGAUAAAGUCACAUCCGACACCCCACCCCCGCCGGCGGAAAAGAAAGUCUCGUCCAAGGUGACCAAAGCGCAGCGCAGAGCCCAACAGGCCGAAUUCAACCGCCAAUUAUGGGCCGAAGCUGAAUCCCCCCAAACAUUCCACUUCCUCGAAUCGCGAUCAGAUGUACCGCUGCGGCAAGAAUUCAAACCGGCGGUCACCGUGCUCAGCCGCAAUCCCCAGAUCGCGACGCGCGGGUCCGGUUUGGACGGGACGACGGCAGGAAUGUCCCGGCUGGGGGUGAACGACGACGACUCGGACGAGGAAGGAGGCCGGGCUGCCCUGCCCACCGCGGAAGAGCGCCAGGCGAUGGCGCUGCGGAAUCUGGAGGACCGGCAGCGCAAGUACGAGGAGGUGCGCGAGCGGCUGUUCGGCAGCCCCUCCGCCCCAACGUCCGGGGCAUCGUCCCCGCGCAGCGCUACGCCUCCUACGAAACCGUACGAAGGCCGCGGUAAGGGCAGAGGAGGCCGCGGGAAUGGGCGCGAGAACCGGGAUAACACCAACAGGGACAAUAGCGCAAACAGCAGCAAGCGCGAUUCUUCCGCUGCGUCCGGCAAGUCUCGGCAGUUGUAUGAUCCGGACUCUCCCCGGACGAGCGCCGGCCAAAACUCUCGGAGAGAGAAGCAAAGCGUAAGUCGGCCGAAUACCGACGGAACCCAGGCCCCUCGGCAGCCGAUUCGUAGCCCUCGCGGGCCCGAUAGCAGUGGUCGAGGUGGUUUUCGAGGUGGCUUCCGAGGUGGACGGGGUGGUUAGACUACAAACACUCUACGAUACGCAUACAAUCCCUCCGCCGACAGGGCCUCAUACACGUUGACUGUCGGCCUGGCGACGCUCGGUCGCGGCCUCAGCAUUGUCCAUUUAGUCAACUCCAUGAGUCUGCGAAGAGAUCUAUGACACUAUGGAAGCCCUCGCCCAGAAUUGAUCGCGUUGGCUACCUGCGAUGUGUUUGGGCGGUUUUCUAGAGGGUGUCAGCAGGCCACCAAACUAAACCGAACAUGAGUACUCACCUGCAUAUCGCUCAUAACUGUCCAGAUACAGC